Molecule: messenger RNA, 1750 nt
Organism: Pocillopora verrucosa
Lineage: Eukaryota; Metazoa; Cnidaria; Anthozoa; Scleractinia; Pocilloporidae
Biological process (GO): nervous system development
Cellular component (GO): transport vesicle; neuronal cell body; neuron projection
Source: RefSeq, a predicted model, not a curated record
GCUAACAAAAGCUAUUAACAUGUUCCAUGGUCUAUUCAGAUAUACUGCCAGGGUGGCAUAAAUAUUCGAACAUAGAUGAAAAAAAAAGAGAAAGGUGACCCACUAUUUUCUGUACUACGAAAAACCCGGCGACAGCAUUGUGCCUCCUUCUACACCUUUGUAGGUGUGAAUGAAAAUCUCUGAACUGACGAGGAACGAGUUUACGUUCGGCGCAUGGAUAUAUGAUAAGCACAAUUUACAAAUGAAGGUCUUUUAGUCUUUUACAGCUGACAGAGUCACAGACAAGUUCGGAAUUAAUCCACACCCGUGAAGAAAACUGGAAUUAUUUUUAACAUUAUCAGCAACAGGCCAGCUUUUCUUCUUGGUUUCCUUAAGGCUUCAAAUGACAUUUUCUUAAUUUCCAAGAACUACUUUAGCGGCGAACAUUCGUAAAGAUGACUGGAAUAAGUCAAAUACAUUUUGGCUGAUAAAAUCACCGGAGGAAGUCUCAUCUUGACAAGUUAUUUGCCUAAGAUUUGGUAAAGUAUAAUAAUUUGAAAGUCCCACGGUUCUAUAGUUAUGUCACAGCCGAAAAAGACUCGAAAGACGCGCUCGAGAUCGUCGCGCGGGAAAACAACUCGCGACGAAUCUCGCUUUGGCAUUCGUUAUUUACAUCAUCAUAUGUUCGCGGGAGACACGCCUGGUGAUCAACAACUCUGCCCGUAUGAGUGCAAAUGCGGCGCGUCGAUGUCUUCAAUUUACAGCAGAAAGACGCUGACUCUGCUCGUAAUUUCAAUUCUUGUUCUUCUGAUCGGCGUUACAUUUAUGCUGGUCGGCUACCUGAUUCCUCGAAGAUCAGUUGUUUACUUGGAGAAAAGCGAUGGUACUCGAACGAUAGUGGAUGAAACUGCCAUUUCGUUCAACACACUGUUGGACGAUUUCACUCUGGUUGGAACAGCACUGGUACCGCUAGGAGCUUUAUUAUUCUGUGUCAUACUAAUCGUACCACUCUGUAGUUCGUCUUCGGUUCAGAAGAAAGGGCAAUAUUUCAAAGCACCAACUGAGGACGCGGCUUCCUCGGUGACGAAGACCAAAACUCCGGAAACUGUGUCAGUCGCUUCAGAGGACGGUCGCUCACUGAGCAGCGCUUCAUCUCAAUCAACGAUUCAAAAAAUUCCUGUUCUAGCUCUCGUCCACAACGUUCAACCGGAGCAAAAAUCUAAUAGUACUGGGUCUUCUGUGGGUAAAGGCAGAGAUUACAGAAAGAAAACUGGCAAGUUUAAGGACUCAUUUGACGAGGAAGAAGAGGAGGAAUAAUUUAGCCUAAAAAAAUACAACCUGAAUUUCCUGUCUUAAAAAAUUGGCUGUAUAUUAUUCUUAUGAUUUAAUUUUGUUAAAUUCUGAGGAUUGAUUUUUAUGUUUUUCACCAUUAUCGCUGUUGUAAGUUUGUAUAAUUUUCAACAGAAAACGAAUUUAAUGAUCCUUGAGUGUCGAAUCCAAAUUCUCACCCUUAGCCGGUACACUACAAAUUAAGAUCACAAAUGAAAUGAAUUUCCAUAUUUUUGUACGAAAAAAGAAAACAUACCGGCAUCUCCCAAUUAACAUAGUUAUUUAAAUUUCCGCUUAAGGAGAAAGCUGGGUUUGUAUCGGAAGGGAAGCGAAGGAUGGAAGAGUGUCACAAUAUUUGCUCGGGAAAAUGAAAACUGUCGAAAGACAAGGAAGCUGGGAGAGGGUGUAUUCACCAGUGUCAAUAAAGAGGAUUUAAAUCAUU